AUGGAAUCAUUCUCACGUAUCCUUCCGAUCUCCAAGUCGCGGUUCUCACCAGAGCUUCGCGACGCGCUUCUGGCUACCUCCCCUCUCGUGUUCGAAGAGAAUCUGGACGCGUCCUACAUCUCGAGAGAGCCGAAUCAAUACACGCACAAUCCCACGCGCGCCGGCGUAGCAGUGACCCCGAAUGCGCGUUUGGUUGUGAUGGCCAUGGGCGCUAAGAAGAUCGAUAUCCCACUCGGUGAUGCACGAUGGCGCGAAGCAGUGGAUGUGACGAGCGACAAGAACGAUAGGGUCAUCUUCAAGGUGCAUCUGGGCGUUGCUGGAACUGGCACGAAAGGCAGUUCUCUGGAAAUCCGGGUGAGGACAACGCAGGCUCGCAGAAUUGUCGAGAUUGCUCAGCAGGCGCGAGUGCAGUCAAGAGCAGAGUCUGUCCAGGCACAGGAUCCAUUUGCCCCUGGUGGACAAUCCCUAAAUGUGACGGUUAACGUUCAAUCGACUAUGAAUACUCCGACACAGCCGAUGCAGCGUGGCCUUUCGAGGAAGCCCGUACCAGGCUCUCCGAAUGUUACCAGCGCUACGCCAGGAGUCUGA
Molecule: messenger RNA, 588 nt
Organism: Zasmidium cellare ATCC 36951
Lineage: Eukaryota; Fungi; Ascomycota; Dothideomycetes; Mycosphaerellales; Mycosphaerellaceae
Exons: 1
Coding region: 1-588 (195 amino acids)
Source: RefSeq, a predicted model, not a curated record